ACAUCGUUGAAGGCAGCUCUGUCAGGAGCCCACUGUAUAUGAGCCAUGCUGAAGAUCUGAGACUGGGGACUGGAGGUUGGGCGAGGAAAAAAUCACCACAUCUGUCAUUGUGAUGGGUUUUUUGCUUUAAAAAGAUAUUUUACUGUCUAAUGCAGCCCUCGCAUAAAUUAUGCUCACUCCACUCUCUUUAGCUGCACUCUAUCACGCCUGCCUCCUCACCACUGGCCCUUUUAGCUGGAUUAGAACAAGGGGACAAUGUUGGGCCUGCCCCCCUCAGCCAGCCAUGGCGCCUCUGACGCCUCUCACAUCAGCAUAGAUGGGGCAUGGGCUGUGGCAGAGGUGGGAGCUGUGGCCAGAGGGCCUGAAGAGUCAGUGGUUGUCGAGGCCCAACGGGGACACACUGCUCUGGAGCAGCUGCAGCAGAAGAUCUUGAAGAUCACUGAGCAGAUUCGGAUAGAACAGGAGGCACGAGAUGACAACAUGGCUGAGUACUUCAAGCUGGCCCACAAUGCCAAUAGGCAUCAGGCUUUCCGUAUCAGACAGGUGUUUGAAAAGAAGAACCAGAAGUCUGUACAGACCAUCACCCACCUGCACAAGAAGCUAGAGCAUUAUCACAAGAAGUUGAAGGAGCUACAGCAGGUGUGUCAUGGUCUAGGCCAGCAGCAUAAGGAUGUGCUGGUGGACAUGCAGCAGGGGCUGAAGGAUGUAGGGGCCAACAUACGAGCAGGGAUCAGUGGCUUUGGUGGAGGUGUGCUGGAGGGGGUCAAAGGAGGGGUGUCAGAACUCACCCAUACUGCUGUGGUAUCUAAGCCAACAGAGUUUGCCAGCUUGAUCUGCAACAAAUUUGACAGCACAGACACCAUAGAGGACGCUGUAGAGGGGCAUUCAGAUGACGCACCCCUGAGUGGCAGCUUCACCUUGGCCUCCAGCCCCAAGUACGGCAGUGAUGACGAGUGCUCCAGUGACGGUAGUGAUGACGAGUGCUCCGGGGCUGGGGGACAAGAGGGGAUGUUAGGGCUGGGGCCAGCCAGGCUGGAUGGGCACCACCGUCACAGUUCCUGGGACGCCCAGCUGGUAGACCUGCAGGAGAUCAAAGCCAGCCAGGCCCACAUGGAGGACGCCAUCGAGGACAUGAAGAGUCAGCUGCAGAGUGACUACUCCUACAUGAACCAGUGCCUGCAGGAGGAGAGAUACAGGUAUGAGCGACUGGGAGAGCAGCUGAAUGACCUGACAGAGCUGCACCAGAAGGAGAUGUCCAACCUGAAACAUGAGCUGGCCAGCAUGGAGGAGAAAGUGGCCUACCAGUCUGAUGAGAUAACCCGAGACUCUCAGGAAGCGGUGGAGUCGUGCCUGACCCGCAUCACUAAGUUGGAGCUCCAGCAGCAGCAGCAGCAGGUGGUGCAGUUGGAGGGCGUGGAGAACGCCAACGCCCGCGCCCUGCUGGGAAAACUCAUCAACAUCAUCCUGGCACUCAUGGCCGUAGUGCUGGUGUUCAUCUCCACCCCAGCCAACUUCAUCACUCCGCUCAUAAAGACCCAAGAUCGGGGGGCCGCCACCAUCCUACUGGCACUUUCUCUGUUCGUCCUUUGGAAGCACUGGGACUUCCUGGUGCUCUGGCUACUGCCAGGCUGAGCCCUCCACAAGCCAACACCUACACACAUUGUUUAAACUUGACCUACCACCUAUAAGAUAUAAAAUAAAUAUUGAUACACAUGUGGCUGAGAAGAUAAGCUUUAAAAAAAUACAUAUUUUUCAACACAAAUUGUACCUGCAAUUAAUCCAAAUAUUUUUAAACAAUAUACAGAAUAUAAAAUGUUUUUUUCAUCUCAUUAAAUUGGGAAAAUUACUUCCCCAGUAACAAAUGUAGGCCAAGGAAAGCCUACACUGCUGCCUGCAACAUUGAAUAAUUCCAGAAUGCCUGACUCAUUAUUCUGAUUUUGAAGGCAGCUAAUAAUUUUUUUGUAAUCAAUUUAAUUCAGCACUUAAUCAGAUCCACGAGGAGCCUAAUGAAUAAUUCAGUGUCGUCCUCUGAGAACCUCCUGGGGUCAAAGACGAACGCUUUUCUGACAGGCAGCUAGCUAGCUGCGUCACACAACCGCCACACUGCUGCACACCUCAGCAAGAAUAGAAUCUGAACUUAAUAGUUGCCUGCCCUACAAUAGCUUGCUUGAAUUUGGAGACUGAGCAAUUAGACUAUAGGCUGCCGCAGUGCAAUAUACUGUAUAUGAUAUCUAGAGGUGGUUGUGGUUUCAACACUAUGGUCUAGUGUGGAACACAGUUGUGUAAAUAUGUUAUUUGAUUGUGGGUGUAAGUUGAGUUUAAAUAAAAAAUCAAUAGGCCUACAGAGCAAGCCUAGGUGGAAUUGGCCUGUCUGACCUACUUUUCUAGGCUACAUGCUCUCCACAGGCAAAUUCUGAUGAAAAUGGCCUUUUCUGACAGUCUACCUUUCUAGUUUUUCCCACAGCCUGUGAUUGGUGCAUGCGUAGGAGCAUUGCCAUGGCUAGGCUAUAUGCUGUUACAGGCGAGAGCUGCGGUAGUUGUGGGGGUGGUGGUUUAGCUCACAGAUGCAUCACUAUGCAUCUACAUUCUCAUCCAGUGUUGACUCUAACCAUAAGUGUUUAUUCUAUCUCUAAAUUCAUUAAAGGCC
This is a messenger RNA of Oncorhynchus mykiss (rainbow trout), 2647 nucleotides long. The record is from RefSeq and is a predicted model, not a curated record. Lineage: Eukaryota; Metazoa; Chordata; Actinopteri; Salmoniformes; Salmonidae.